AUGGCGGAGAUGUCCACAGCUGCGUCCAUGAGAUUAGAAGCGACCGCUUCGGAUUCAGAGAUGAAGGUCGCCUCACACGAGCAGUUCCAGCCUCAAGGGCAGGAGAUGCAGGAAGUGGAGCACCAAGACAGCCAGGAUCAGGAUCUGAAUUUCAAUGAUGAGGAGAUUCCACGAGCUCCAGUCGUGGAAGAUUUCAUGCCUCCGGAUCGGGUAGAGCUGCCAGAAGAUCCUCUCAGUGCGGAGCAGGCUGAUUCGCCGGUGGAAGAUCCAGGCUUUGAGAAGAUCGAUGCAGAAGACCUUUCAAACCCGCCCCAGUCUUCUGAGUCUGAGAACCCCAAAGCCAAGCCAGGCCAUACCGGGAGGAUACUGGAAGGUGGAGAACGAGAAACAGGCUUUUUUUUUGUGGGAUCUCUCCGAAAGGAUGCGCAGCACAAGUGUUCAUUUGGUUGGGUCCGGCGUUUCCUAGAUUGUGACAAGAUAGCCUUGCGGUCCCACUUGGCCUUCCACAGCGUGACAGUUGUGAAUGAGACCGGCUUUGAUGUGUGUGUUCAUGAGUGGAGAGAAUUUGGCUACUUGGUGGCGGACCUUGGAAAGGCAGGAUGGCUCCAUGGAUACCCUGUAGACUGCCAGGCGAAGUGGUCUGACUGGGGUAUGUGCUCCGCUUCGUGCGGGGGUGGUCGUCAAUGUAGUCAAUUCAAGAUCCUGGCACCUGCCCGCUUUCGGGGCCAAGAGUGCACACACAAUGAUGGAUCCGACAACUGCGCAGAUUGCAACGCUCAGCCAUGUCCGAAAGAUUGUGAGUUAGGAGACUGGGAAGUGGAACCAUGCAGUGCACUUUGUGGAGGUGGGACUCAGAAACGGACACGCCCAGUGGCCUCACCGAGCGAGUUUGGUGGGUUUUGUCCCAUGCCAGAUUCCGUGGACCGGGUCCUUGACGUUCCCUGCAACACACAAGCAUGCCCAGAUGAAAUGCUCGAAGACUUCAGGGUGGCCGUAUCACAGACAGCAGAUGUCCAGGAAGAAACACACCGCCAAAGUUCAAUGCUGCAGAAGACGAAGCAUCACCUUUUGCAUCACUUGCCAAAGAUAAGUUGCACAGCCGGUAUGGAUUCACAACACACAGAGGCAACUGCGAGUUGCCACGAACACAACACGAUUGCCAGCAAGUCACAAGGCCUUGCUCUUUUCUUGGAGAACGGCCACGAUGAGUGCGAAAUUGCUGCAGCAGAGUUUCACCAGCUUCGAGAUGCACUGAAACACAAUUUGCCACAUGUAGUCAAACAGAUGUGCGGUGGUGACCAUGAGGGGGCCCAGAGCACAAUUGAAAACCUUUUGCAUCCUUUGAUCAACUCCACCCUGGCACAGUUUGAUCGCUGCGUAGAACCCUACAGAUCCUUUGCCAGGGAAGUUGAAUAUCGCGAGGCACAACUAUAUGAAGAGAGGAGUUCAGAGCUUCAAGCGGAACUUGAUGCUGCCUACAAUUCCUAUCGUUACGAGGUUGAAAAAGACGAGAAUGCUGUGCGCAGGUUUGAACAGAUGUUGAAGCAGCAGGAUGAGGUGUUCAAGAGUCAAAAAGAGGCACAGAAGGAGGUCGGUGCCACAAUGCAACAAGAAGCUUUGGAGAUGCAGGAUAUUUUGCAUGACAUGAAAGCAAACCAAAAUGUGCUUGGAUUGUCUGAAGGCUUGAACAUGGAGAGUGCAGAUGAAGGUGCCAGAAACUGGAAAUCAUCUAUCGUUCGGCUCAGGAGCACCGUGAAACGACUUCAGGUCUAUUUGGAGACUCUUCAUACGCAUCUUAGCAGAGCUUCCGACAAAGCGUGUGAAGAUGCAAAACAUCAUGUUGCGGGGAUGGUCAGUGCUUAUAGAACAGGCACCUCGCUCAGCACUGGAAACAGCAAGAGUGAGAGGACUUCAGAAGAGCAGGUGAAGGGCUGA
Molecule: messenger RNA, 1935 nt
Organism: Durusdinium trenchii
Lineage: Eukaryota; Dinophyceae; Suessiales; Symbiodiniaceae
Source: the annotation of a GenBank genome assembly